GCAUUUUAGUAAAUCUAAUCACCUAGACCGAUUCCCAACGCAACCUUCGGAUCUUGCGAUAACAGACUAACUGUAAUCCAGUUGCUUCCACUCCAUGCUUACGUCGGCCACCGCAUACGUUCCACCCGACUCUUCGUAUUAUGUCCUCCGCGACCAGAUUCCGCCGCCUCAGCGCGGCUGUCGCUAUUGUCACCGCCACUGCGGCCGCGACCGGAGGUGCCAUCCUAUUCUCCCCCAAAAUAGCCACCAACGACCGCGGCGGCGGGCCUGCCUUCGACUCUGUUGGGCAGAAAAUUGCUGAUCCUAGAGCUGUCAUUCCGUCUCGAGCAGCUCAGGAGUCAGUUUUGACUGGUGCAAGCGCCUCCAAUCCCCUUGAUGUUCUCGUAAUCGGCGGUGGCGCCACUGGCUGUGGAGUGGCGCUCGAUGCUGUCACCAGAGGACUUCGCGUUGGUCUCGUUGAGAGAGAGGACUUCUCUUCUGGUACCUCUUCCAGGUCCACGAAGCUAAUUCAUGGAGGAGUUCGCUACUUGGAGAAAGCAGUCUUUAAUCUUGACUAUGGUCAAUUGAAGCUAGUUUUCCAUGCACUUGAGGAGAGGAAACAGGUUAUUGACCAUGCACCACACCUGUGCCAUGCUUUGCCUUGCAUGACACCCUGUUUUGACUGGUUUGAGGUAGUAUACUAUUGGAUGGGAUUGAAAUUGUACGAUUUGGUCGCAGGACCACGCUUGUUACAUUUGUCCAGAUAUUAUUCUGCACAAGAGUCCCUUGAAUUGUUUCCCACUCUUGCAAAAAAGGGUAAAGAUAGAAGCUUGAGAGGCACAGUUGUGUAUUAUGAUGGGCAGAUGAAUGACUCAAGGGUUAAUGUUGCUUUAGCAUGUACUGCUGCAUUAGCUGGUGCUGCAGUGGUCAACCAUGCAGAAGUGGUAUCUUUUAUUAAAGAUGAGGCUAACGAGCGGAUAAUUGGUGCACGGAUUCGGGACAAUCUAUCAGGCAAAGAGUUUGAUGCCUAUGCAAAAGUUGUGGUAAAUGCGGCUGGCCCAUUUUGUGACUCUGUAAGAAAAAUGGCUAAGAAUGAUGCACUACCUAUGAUAUGUCCUAGCAGUGGUGUACAUAUUGUUCUCCCUGAUUAUUAUUCUCCAGAGGGAAUGGGCUUGAUUGUUCCUAAAACAAAGGAUGGGCGCGUUGUUUUCAUGCUGCCAUGGUUGGGAAGAACAGUCGCUGGAACUACAGAUUCUAACACUGACAUCACUUUACUUCCAGAACCACACGAAGAUGAGAUUCAGUUUAUACUUGACGCUAUCUCAGAUUACCUUAGUGUUAAGGUACGCCGCAUUGAUGUUCUUUCAGCCUGGAGUGGUAUUCGCCCAUUAGCUAUUGAUCCAUCAGCAAAGAGCACUGAGAGCAUCUCCAGAGAUCAUGUUGUAUGUGAAGAUUAUCCUGGUUUGGUCACAAUCACUGGCGGAAAAUGGACUACUUACAGAAGCAUGGCAGAAGAUGCUGUUGAUGCAGCAAUAAAGUCUGGAAAACUAAGUCCAACAAAUGGAUGUUUAACUCAAAACCUCAGGCUGAUUGGUGGGGAUGGAUGGGAGCCUUCAUCAUUCACUGUUCUUGCUCAACAAUAUGUACGCAUGAAGAGGACAUCUGGCGGUAAAGUUGUCCCUGGAGUAAUGGACACAACUUCUGCUAAGCAUUUAUCACAUGCAUACGGUACAUGGGCAGAACGAGUGGCUGCCAUAGCUCAGGUACAACACUGGCUCCUGGUGACUCUCGCCCUCCUUCAUCUUCACUUAUUCUGGUCUCACUUUCAACAGACGAUGCUACUCCUCCCAUUUCCAUCCGAAAAGGUAUUCGUUCGUCUCGAAAUCCUUAUCCUAUUUAUAAUUUUGUGAGUUAUCAUCGUUUGUCUCCUUUCUACUAUGCUUUUGUCACCACUUUGUCUAAUUUAUUUGUACCUAAGACUGUUAGAGAAGUUUUGGAACAUCCAGGAUGGUGUAAUACAAUGGUUGAAGAGAUGACUGCUCUCCAUAACAAUGACACUUGGGAUUUGGUGCCACUAUCAAAGGGCAAAUCAAUUGUUGGCGUCAAUGGCUUUAUACAGUCAAGGCGGGGCCUGAUCGCCAAAUUGAUAGACUUAAAGGUCGCCUCGUUGUAAAGGGCUAUACUCAGAUCUUUGGCCUCGAUUACAGUGAUACCUUUUCUUCUGUUGCUAAGUUUGCCUCGAUUCGCCUUCUUAUUUCCUUAGCUGCCAUCCAUUACUGGCUACUUCGUCAACUGGAUAUCAAAAAUGCAUUUUUACAUGGCAAGCUAGCUGAGGAAGUUUAUAUAGAGUAACCACCAGGUUUGUUGCUCAGGGGGAGUCUGGUUUGGUGUCCCUACGGCGUUCUUUAUAUGGCUUGAAACAAUUUCUGGGAGCAUGGUUUGGACGGUUCAGUACUGUAGUCCAACAAUAUGGAAUGUCUCGGAGUGAAGCUGACCAUUCAGUAUUUUUCCACCAUAAUGGCCAUGAUAAGUGCAUUUAUCUCGUUGUUUAUGUUGAUGACAUUGUUAUUACAGGAAAUGAUCAUGUUGGGAUCUCAAAACUCAAACAACACUUGUCCAGUCAUUUUCAGACUAAGGAUCUUGGGAAGCUAAAGUAUUUCUUAGUGAUUGAAGUGGCACAAUCCAAGACAGGUAUCGCCAUUUUUCAAAGGAAAUAUGCUUUGGAUAUACUGAUAGAGACGGGCAUGUUAGAUUGUAGAUACGCAGAUACUGCUAUGGAUCCAAAUGUCAAACUUGUUCCUGGACAGGGGGAGCCAUUGGAGGAUCCUGGUAGAUACCGGAGAUUGGUUGGAAAACUCAAUUAUCUUACAAUCACACGCCCAGACAUCUCAUUUGCUGUAAGUGUGGUCAGUCAGUUCCUUCAAGCACCAUGUAGUAGUCAUUGGGAUGCAGUUAUUCGGAUACUCAGAUAUAUUAAAGGAGCUCCAGGACAAGGCCUAUUAUAUGAAGACAGGGGUCAUUCACAGAUUAUUGGUUACUCAGAUGCAGAUUGGGCAGGUUCUCCUUCAGACAGACGGUCUACUUCAGGAUAUUGCAUUAUGAUUGGAGGUAAUUUGAUUUCUUGGAAAAGUAAGAAGCAAGAUGUGGUUGCUAGGUCAAGUGCAGAAGCAGAAUAUCGAGCUAUGGCUUUGGCAACUUGUGAACUUAUAUGGUUGAAACAACUUCUCCAAGAGUUGAAGUAUGGGGAACUUAAAUAAAUGCAGCUAAUCUGUGACAAUCAAGCUGCACUUCACAUUGCCUUUAACUCAGUGUUUCAUGAGAGAAUGAAACAUAUAGAGGUGGAUUGUCAUUUCAUCAGAUAAAAGAUUGAAUCUGAGUGUAUUGCCACUAGCUUUGUUAGCUCAAAUGACCAAUUAGCAGAAAUCUUGACAAAAUCUUUCAGAGGCUUUCGGAUUGAAUAUAUUUGUAACAAGCUUGGAGCAUAUGAUUUGUACGCUCCAGCUUGAGGAGGAGUGUUAAGAUAUGUACCAUAAAUAGCUAGGAUAUGUGUAUCUGUAGUGAUUGUGUGAAUAUAUUUAGGUGCUAGAAUCGUGGCUAUAAUUACGUAUUUAAUUAGGAUUGUGUUUCCUAUUUAGUUGUCCUGUACAGAUUAUAAAUUGACAUCAUUGGCUUGAGGGAAUAAUCAAGCUCUUCAAUCAUUCUCAAUAUUCUUCUU
This is a messenger RNA of Hevea brasiliensis (rubber tree), 3694 nucleotides long. Its product is annotated as glycerol-3-phosphate dehydrogenase SDP6, mitochondrial. The record is from RefSeq and is a predicted model, not a curated record. The coding region runs from base 141 to 1889 and encodes 582 amino acids. Gene Ontology annotation, cellular component: glycerol-3-phosphate dehydrogenase (FAD) complex; mitochondrion. Lineage: Eukaryota; Viridiplantae; Streptophyta; Magnoliopsida; Malpighiales; Euphorbiaceae. Gene Ontology annotation, molecular function: glycerol-3-phosphate dehydrogenase (quinone) activity. Gene Ontology annotation, biological process: glycerol-3-phosphate metabolic process. The transcript has 6 exons.